AUCGAAAGUUGUUGACAAAGGAGCUAAUUAAGCACGGAGUAGCUUUUUGUACUUUUCCAGAGUAAACUCAUGUACGUUAAGCUCAGCUGAAGCUUGCUGCUGCUUCCCCACCUGGCUUGCGAACACGGGAUACGAACGGUCACAUCUCUCCAAAUGGACUCUCCAGUCAGUUCCCCGGUCAGACUCAAAGCAUAACAUUGCAUAUUACCACUCAACGUACAGAUCUCGAACCAUAUGCAUGGCAUCGAGAUGUCUCGACCAUAUGCUCCGGCUAUUUGGGCGCUCAUGCUGGUAGCCGCGCCUUUAGCUUACGUUAUCUAUACUAAGUCGAGCUACGACGCCAGAACUAGCAUUUCAUGUGUCGUUUUAUCAUCGUUGGAUCCGAACCAGAUAGAGCAGUUUCAACUUGAGGUCGGGGGCGAUCGCAAAGAACAAACCAUCCUGUCGCCCGAGGUACUGGCACGCCCACGAGAAUGGGUCGUGGCACAAGAACGUGUCCUCUCGAACCCUGUGCCCCUUACGAACAUGGAUCGCACCCUAGCGCAAGGAGCAUCCCAGGGCCUGGUUGAAGUUUAUAUGCGGACGACCAUGGGCUUGUUCGCACGUACGCCGCAGGCGUGGUUCAUGCGGCGGAUCAUCGGAGACCCAGGAGUCAGGAGGACUUUUGAUGCCGAAUAUCUGGACAGAUGCGACUUCGAAGUCGGAGAUCGUGUCUGUGGGGUGUAUGUAAUCACGUCCAGGACCCAGCCGAAGAACAGGUCUGACGGCGGAACGACGGGCGGCGAGAUGGUUGUCUUGAGUCUGUCGCCGCCAGGGGGGUGGGCUGGCCCAGUUGUGCGAGGCAGCUUGAUCGUCGGGUACAACAGAGAAGGGAAUAUGAUCCAGCUGAUCAAUGAGACGGUACUGUGGAGAGAAAAGAAGGAGAAACCCGUUUUUCUCGAGGGCGUGGUUGGAAGAUGGGCUCACUCGUUCAUGGUCCAGUGGAUGGUUCUAAGGGGGUUGGAAGCUCUUACAGCUUCCAGAAUAGACGUUAGAGGGGGACUUAAUAAACGCAGGUGAUAAUUUUUUUUCUUGGCGUAUAGCGAAACACAAAUAACUCAUUUGCAUAUUUGAGAGUAAACCUAUAA
Truncatella angustata is the source of this 1127-nucleotide messenger RNA. RefSeq lists its product as uncharacterized. NCBI's taxonomy places the organism in Eukaryota, Fungi, Ascomycota, Sordariomycetes, Amphisphaeriales, Sporocadaceae. The record is from RefSeq and is a predicted model, not a curated record. Bases 235 to 1059 code for a protein of 274 amino acids. The transcript has a single exon.